Kogia breviceps (pygmy sperm whale) is the source of this 1275-nucleotide messenger RNA. RefSeq names its product serine/arginine repetitive matrix protein 3-like. The transcript has 3 exons. The coding region runs from base 1 to 1275 and encodes 424 amino acids. The record is from RefSeq and is a predicted model, not a curated record. NCBI's taxonomy places the organism in Eukaryota, Metazoa, Chordata, Mammalia, Artiodactyla, Physeteridae.
AUGGAAAAGUGGUGUUCCUUCAAACAAUUCACACUGGAAGCUUUAGGAAUAUGCCUCAGUGGUGAUGGCAGCGGGGGUGUGCCAAUCAGGGCAGCUGCUACACCAGGCAGCAACAGUGGGAGUGACGGCAGGGAGCAGGAGCCUGGUUUGGAAGCAGCAAGUGGGAGGCAGGGGAGUGGUGGCAAAGAACCAGCACGUACUAGGCAUCCCGGGGCGCUGCAGGGCACAUUAUUCAGCUCACCUCCGCACCCCAAUCUACACCACCGGAGUCCCCGCCACACGCUGAGGGGCCGGAUAAGUUCAGUAACUCGCUCCGGCUCACCUAGGAAGUGGCGUGGCCACCGAGGCCGGAGACCACCCAGCCCUUCCCUCCGCCCGCGUGGCCAAGGCAAGAAGUCGCCCGAGAAGGCGCCCCGCCCUCGGCAAACUUGCUCUCUCCCAAGCUGCUGCCCCCAGCCCCACACGUCGGGAGGACAAGGGGGCGCCCAGUCCCACACCGGGUCUCGAAGACGCCGCGAGGGCCGGAGCCGCGCCCCCACCCUGAGCGACGCAGCGGGGCGGCCCCCGGGCUUUCGGUCUUCGCGGCAGAUUCAGCCGAACGCCCCCACGCAAGGGCGGAGCGCCACCCGCCCGCCGGACAGUCCGGGGCCGCCGACGGAGCCUCGCGCCCGCGCGUCCCCUCGCGCUGCCCGCGCCCCGACACGCAGCCACAGACCUGCGGCCUCAGCCGUCCUCGAGCGCGGCUCCGGAUCAGGAAGGGGGGCAGCCGGCCGGCCGGCCGGGGGUACAGAGGGCCGCGGGGGCGGGGCCGCACUACGGCCAGCAACGCGCCGCGGGGACAGCCAGUACCCAGCAGCCGCGGAGCUUUGUGCUGCGCCUUGGAAAUGGGGGGCUGAAGAGAGUCACCGCCCCGGGGAGGGGGCGCGCCGGGGAGGCUGGGCCACUGAGGACGCGCCUAUAGGUCCCGGGAGCCGUCCGUCAGCACGGGCCACCUCCCCCUCCCGGGGCGCCCCGCCCCGUCUCGUGAGGCGCCGGCCGGAAGGAAGCGGCGCAUUUCCGGCUGCUUGGGUGUACUGUCGGCUGAGUUCCGCUGCGUCCCGCCGCUCCCGGCACACCUCGAAGAGCCCUGGACCUCCGCCACCGACCGAGGAGUCCGAGGCCACCUUCGCCCACGCAGACUCCCGCCACCCCCAGGCCAGAGCGAGCGGCGCUGCUCGGGGGAAGAGGGCCGGGAUGCGAGUAAGGGUGGCCUCAGGUCGGACCGCGGGGUGGUGA